GGGGCGGCGGUGAGCGGGGGGCCGGUGGGGACACCCCCCCCCACCACCCCCUCCUCCGCGGGGCGCCCGGCCCCGCCGCCGGACGGAGGGAGCCGCGCAGCGGAGGGGAGCGGGCAGGCGCGGGGGGAGUGGUUAGCGGCUCCGCCGCGACACCCCCAGCGCCCCCCCCCCCCCGCCCCGUUAAGCCGCCCCUCUCCAAAUAAAUCAGCACCAUGACUACUUCUGGGCAUGGAACAAAGAGGAUGCUCGCCCGGGGCCCCGCGCUGCUCCUGGCGCCGCUGCUGCUCCUGUGCCGAGUGGUGGAGAGCCGAGGAGGGAUCAUGGACAGCAUACAGAGAUUUUCAAACCUGCCAACAUAUCUCCCCGCAAGCUAUCACAUCUGCAACGCUGAUAUUUUCUUCUUCCUCAAAGAAGCCAACCAGGAUAUCAUGAGGAACUCCAGUUUGCAGUCUAGGGUGGAUUCAUUCUUUAUAUACAAAGCCAAACUGCCACCUGUCCUAAAUGCCACAUAUGGACCCUUUUCUGUUGAACAGGCUGUUCCCUUGGACCUCAUGCUGACUUCUGCAUCUUUUGGUUUCACAAACAAAUUCACUUUUAAUUGGAAAUUAAAAUCUCACAUAAUCGACAGCUCAAUCUAUUCCAACAAGCCUAAAAUACAAACCUUGUUCUAUAUUGCUGGGAAGGACUGGGAUGACUAUAAUUCUGCGGAGAGGUUGCCUUGUGUGAAGAUGUUUGCUUUCCUGGAGUCUAGAGAAGUUGUGGCCAGCUGUAGAUUGACAGGUCAUCUAGGAUUAUGUGUUGCGGAGCUGGAAUUAUCUCCUAGCUGGUUCAGCUCCCCUCCACCCCUGGUUUCAGAGGAAACAGCCUCCCUGGAAGGGAUUACUGUGGAGCUCUUCUAUAAGAUUUAUACAGCAGAUGGGGAAUGUUCUCCAGAGGAUGCAAAAUGGGAAAACAAUAUCCAUACAGGUCAAGAUAAUGAACACCAGGCUUUGUCAGCUAUGGAGAGGAUUGGUAGCAUCAUUGUUUACCCAAAUCAAGACAAAUUAAAACAGUCUUCACUGAGGCUAGAUGAAAAUGUCGUUAUUCGCUUACCACUCAACCCGGUCAGAGAAGGUGAUGUUGUGACCUUUCAUAUUUCCCUGGCUGAUGACUCCCUAGCAGACCAGUUUGUAUUAAGAAUUAGGACAGCCCCAGGUGUGAAGAUCAUGGACGUCAGAGUCAGUGAUGCAGACCAGUGGGGGGUCCAAGAAGAGACAGACAGCGCGAGGACCGCUGCCACCAUCACGUGUAUGCACAACGACCCAAACGCAGAGAACAGAGCAAACAUGUCCUCCUACGAGAUCCUGCAGAUGGACUUUGAGAUUGACAACACGAGCAGCCCAGCCGGGGCCCAGCAAAUUACCUGGCAGGUGGAAUACCCUCGAGAUGACUCCGUGAGCGAGCUGGUGGUCUCCGAGAUCUUUGUCAGCCGAACAAUGUUUGUGGGGAUUGUUCCUCUUGCGAUGGACACGGAAGUCCUUAACACGGCCAUUCUGACGGGCAAAACGGUGUCUGUUCCAGUCAAGGUUGUUGCUGUGCAGGAGGAUGGGUCGGUGGUCGAUGUUUCGGACUCCACUGAGUGCAAAUCAGCUGAUGAAGACGUCAUAAAGGUUUCUGACAGAUGUGACUCCAUCUUCGUUAAUGGCAAGGAAAUGAAAAGCAAAGUGGAUACUAUUGUUAACUUCACUUACCAGCAUUUUACCACCCAAUUAGAAGUGACGGUCUGGGUUCCCCGGCUCCCGCUGCAGAUAGAGAUCUCUGAUACAGAGCUUAGCCAGAUCAAAGGCUGGAGGAUACCCGUCAGCGCCAAUAAAAGGCCUACCCGUGACAGUGAGGACGAAGAGGAUGAUGAGAAAAAAGGAAGAGGUUGUACCCUCCAGUAUCAGCAUGCCAUGGUCCGAGUCCUCACACAGUUUGUAGCUGAAUCCUCUGAGUUUGGAGGCCACUUGACCUAUAUGCUAGGCUCUGAGUGGCAGUUUGACAUCACUGACCUUGUGACUGAUUUCAUGAAGGUAGAAGAACCCAAGAUUGCUAAGCUUCAAGACGGCCGAGUUCUGGUUGGUCGUGAGCAAGGCAUCACCACGGUCCAGGUUCUGUCACCUCUUUCCGAUUCCAUCUUGGCAGAGAAGACAGUGAUAGUUCUAGAUGACCGUGUAACCAUUACAGAUCUAGGAGUACAACUAGUUUCCGGCUUGUCUCUCUCCUUACAAAUCAGCAAAGGAAAUAAGAGAGCAAUUGUUUCUACCACCUCUGCAUAUGAUAUCCUUCAUAGUCCAAAACAGGAAGCCAUAGUCAGUGCUUGGAUUUUGUUCAGUGAUGGGUCAGUGACGCCAUUAGAUAUCUAUGACUCCAAGGACUUCUCAAUCACCAUCACUUCACUGGAUGAGAUGGUAGUGUCUGUACACCAAAACCUUCAGUCCAAAUGGCCUGGGGUAGUGGCGGAAGGGGACGGGCAAGGACCUUUGAUUAAAAUUGAAAUGGUGAUCAGUGAGCUGUGUCAGAAGACUAAGCGGAAGAGCAUUCUGGCUGUUGGGAAAGGAAAUGUCAAAGUGAAGUUUGGUCAAAAAGAUUCUGACCAAAAAGGAAGCACUAAUGACAUUGAUGAUAUGGAUAGAGAUUUUAAAAGCCAUGCAAGCAAUUCUAUAGAGAAACCUGCAGAACAAGAGAGGACAGCACAAGAAUGGUCCAAAAACCAUGAGGACGUGUCCAGUCAUGAGGACAAUGCAAACAAAAGCACAACUUUCAUAUCUCCCAUUGAUCAGGAGUCCCUGGAGGAUGACCAGCUCCAAAAUAACCCAACUGCCUUCACAGGUUUCCCUACGCAAGUAGAAAUACCAGGAGAAAACAAUCCCAGUGAUCUCACAUUGACUUCAAGAGGAUUAACAGAUUUGGAGAUUGGCAUGUAUGCCCUGCUGUGUGUUUUCUGCUUAGCAAUCUUGGUCUUUUUGAUUAACUGUGUGGCAUUUGCUUGGAAGUACAGGCAUAAAAGGUUUGCUGUGAGUGAGCAAGGCAACAUCCCCCAUUCCCAUGAUUGGGUCUGGCUUGGAAACGAGGUUGAACUGUUGGAAAACCCAGUUGACAUUUCGCUUCCGUCAGAGGAGUGCACGACCAUGAUUGACAGAGGAAUGCAGUUUGAAGAAAGCAACUUUCUCCUUAAUGGGAGUUCUCAGAAGACUCUUCAUAAUCAUAUCCUCAGGUCUUCUGAGUACCUUUGUGAAAAAGAAGUUAAAAGCGAACCUAUAAAUCCUUCUGGGCCAAAGCAGAAGCGAGUAAAGUUCACUUCAUAUACAACAAUACUGCCGGAGGAUGGAGGCCCCUACACCAACUCAAUUCUAUUUGACAGUGAUGAUAAUAUUAAAUGGGUAUGCCAAGAUAUGAAUCUUGGUGAUUCCAAGGAACUUAGGGACUAUAUGGAAAGACUGCAAGACAAUAUGUAAAACUACUUUCUUAUGUUUGUAAUCACCUUUAUGCCUUCUGUUUAUGGAUGGUGGAGCAGUCAGUCCAGUCAGCAAUAGGAACAAGACAGUUCAACCUUGGAGUUACUGAGACGAUAACCUGAUAUCACUGAGCAGGUACAAGAGGCUGGCUGAGUUAAACCUGUUUCACCGCAAACCAGGAUGUGCCCCUAAAACAGCUACCUGUAGGUGUUGGAGGUGUCACACGCGAUGGCUGUUUUUGUAUACUGCCUGGUACUAGCAAAAUGCUAAUACAAUUACGCUCAGACUCAGAGGAGACUUCAUUUGUUUGUCAUCUCUCAUGAUAAACGGUAAAUCAGAAAAGAAAGGGAUAUUUGUUCACAUUGAUUUUUCUAGUCGUCGUCCUUUGUAAAGCACAGUGGACAUUUCUUGCCUACAGCCUGAAACGAGGCUUACAUUAAAAGGGAUCUGAAUGAAUAUAACUUUAUUGCCUAUGUGCAAUGCAGCCAAGUAGUCUUAUUAUUUUUUACAGAUAUAAAAAACCCCAUGUGGUUAAUUUCUUUUCCUAUUGUUUAUGAAUUUUAUUUGACUUAGGGAACAUUAGGUAUUUUCUUUGAAGGGUUUUUUUUUCGGUUGUACCAAAGUGUAGUACGGUAAUAUUUAUAAUGAUUUACGUUUUCUAUUCAUCUGCAUCAGCCCCUAGAGAUACCUCCUUCAUCACUGAUUACCUUUCCCCUUUCCAUAUGGAUAUAUGGGUCGUUAGUAUUUGAAACAGAAAGGUAUUAGGACUCUUACUGGGAGAGGGUUGUAUCUUCUUACAGGGAACUGUAAAUACAAUAAUAAACCCUGGAAAAUAAAAACCAAGGAGUAGCCCUGGGUUUACUUUUGUCAUUGCUAACAUGAAAAAGUAACCUCCAACAAAACAGCACAUACUUCAAAGGAAAAUGCUUUGCUGAAACAGCAGCUUGGUUACAAUACACAUUAUCAUCAGAAUGAGAAAGUCAAAUAUAGUAUUGAAGUGCAUAGAAUAAAAAGGAAAUUUCCUAACAAAUAAGCAAAGGCUUGGAGUCACUGUUACUCUGUAUUAAUUAAUACACUGAUGGUAGAGUUUAGCAGGACAAAGAAGUCCAUGCUGAACCGCUAACGCCCCAGACCUUGUCUGAAACAUCUCUGGCCAUAAGGCCAUUAAAGAGAAAAACUUCAUACCAAGUUUCAUUAAAAAAUGAAGAAGGAAAGAAAAGACGCACUGGGCACAUUAUGAAGUGACUAUUCCCAAUUUUAACAAGGAAAACACACUGGGGAUUCAAAGCAGCCAUUCCAUAUGCAUUACAUGUAUUUUUUUUCCUGAAGGAUGACUGAAAUAAAUUGAGAAUUGCAGUGAGAAAAAAAACCUGAAUCUACAUAAUACUUAAAAAAACCAAUAAAGCACAUGUUCUUAUGAUGGAUCCUGUGCAAUAAACACAAGAUCCAAAUUACAGCUGCUGUACAUACCAUAGUUCCCAUCUUUUGGGUAGCUCAAGCUAGGAUUUGAGUUUUAUAAUUCAAUUCUGAUACUAGAACAGACCAGAGAACCAUAACUAUGGGAAAUUCUGCAUUUGGCUUCUAAUCCACAACUGGGAACAUAUUUAAUAUAACUGCUGUAAAAUAUGAUAAUUGUAAUGGUGAGACUAGAAAGUGAGGACACCAGGCUUAUAUAAGUGAUUAGAGACUUACGUUUGCUGGCACUGCACUGCAUAGUGAGGGGAUGGCAUCUGUUAUAAUCUAAUUUUAAGUAGAUAACAUUGUAGUGAAAUCUUGGGUUGUUUAACAAAUGUUCUCUCCUCUUUAAGUGAUCCAGACGUCAUAAGGAAAUAUUAAUUCCUGCUAUGAUCCUUAUUACUAACAACAUAAAAAUCCAUUUUUAGAAUUUAACAUCUCUUCCAAACGUAUUAUUUUGUAUUUAGCCCAGCCAUAAACCAAGCGUAUUGUUUGCACAAGAGUAAAUGAAUAUAAAUCAACCACAAAUAAAUUUCGCCUUGAAAUCAGAGGCAACAACUUGCUGAUGGUAGCUGCAAAGGGCAAUAGCACAGCUGUCUUCAUGAAUGCAUAGCCACCAGUCUACCAGCCAAGCCAUGAUCUCACAGCAGUGUACUGGGCUCCAUGACCCAUUUCUUCACUGUGGCCCCAGUUCUGCUAACUACACCAGCAGCUGCUGAACUCCAUCCUCAGUCAGUGCCACACAGACACUCCGAGUGCCAAGGGACUCACAGCUGGGCUUAGCUGCUCUUCUCACCCGUUAAUGGGUAACAGGAGGCAACAGUUUUACUUGUUUGUUCGGGAAAUUUCCCUUCCAGGACUAUGGCUUGAAAGACGGAGGAUCUCCAUGUUAGGGUGCCUCUCUACUGUCAUAUUGUUGAGUCCCUGAACUUGUACCUGAGGUCUAAUCCCUGGUUGCCCACACUACCUUCAAGCCGCUAUACAUUCAGGCUGCACGCUAGUGUGUGGAGGAAGGACAGUCCUACACGCAGUAUGGACAGUGCUAGACGCCACCAAAGGAGACCACCAAAGGCUUUUUCAGCGUUUACUUGCCACAUGGCUUGGAAAUCCCUGUGCUUUCAGAUGUGGCUGCUGAAGAUGGUUAUAAAUGCAGGAUUGAGGACUGUCAGCGUUGGACCAGAAAUACUUCUGUUCUGGUGUUUGAUUGAGCUUGCAUCUAAAAUACACUCGAGUAGAAACUGAGAGGUAGCUAGGGUCUGUGUUUUAUUUACCAUAGGGCGGUAAAGUCCUACCUCGGUACCGCAUCUGUCAGUGUGGUCACGAUGUUCUUCAAUGAAGUUCUUAGGUGGCUCAGUGGCUGGAUGUGGAGCUUCUUUAGAGUCGUGACUUUUGCAGUCAUGAACAUCAAACCUGUAUCUAUCCCAAAGUUAAAUUACAGCCCAUUAGAAAGUAGUACAGCCGCUACUGGUGAUCAGCAAACAAUGGAAUUGGAUACAGGUGUCCACACAAAAAAGACCCCUUCCCAAAUCUGGCAAUGGGGAAAAAAAAAUAAAUCUACAACUGCAGAUUCAUAUAACCUUUCUUUUUGUUUUACAUCACAUGUUGUUACGUGAAAGUUCUUAUAUGGAAAAAUGGCAAUAUGAAAAAACGAAGAGAGAAUUCUAUUCUCAUAAAAUAGGGAUAACAUCAAUAAAGUGGAGUUCUGGAUUUAUGCUAGUUUAAGCGCUUGUGCUACUUCUCGUAAAAUCAAAAGGAAAAGAAUUUAUAUUAAUAUAUUUGAUGCAAAAUAUAGUUCUGUGUUGAUCAGUCCUUUUUUUAAUGAAAUAUUUCAUAUUUUAGUUUCAAAAUGAUGGCAUACAUUAUAUGUAAAUGAUUUUAAUUUAAAAUUAUUUUAAAAAAACAAUUUUCUGAUUAACCUAGAUUUUUUUCAAUGACUCUUUAAAAAAAGUCUUUUAUUCAUGGAAUAUAUAAUAUUCCACUUUGCUGUUAAAUGAACAGCAUUUAUGUGUUGAUAAAAGAAUCUCUGCUUUUGGGAUUACAAAGCAAAGGUAGCCAAAUGAUCAAAAGGCACAAUACUGUUUGUAUGUAUGUAUGCAGGAAACUAGAGUUGUCUAAAAAAAGAAAAUAGAAACGAUACUGACAGAUUAAUUAGAAUUAUGCUUCAGUAGGUGCCCAGGAAAGCAACACCUGUAAUUUAAUACUGAACAAACAGCACAUCUUACUUACAGCAUGUAUAGCGACGAUACUGUGAGCGAGUUUCUUUGCCUGCUCUCAAGGAAAGACAGUAUGUAGUACCAAUACAUAUCCCAGGAGACACCCAGAAAAAUUCUGUAAGCAAAGAAAGAGUGGAUUAAUGGAACCUGGGGAGUUUGCAAACUUUAAAAAUAAAGCUGAUGCCAGACCUUCAACUCGUGUAAUCAGAGGUGAGUGAUUUACGGCAGCUGAGCACUCGCAUACAGAGAAUGGAGAAGGAAGAGCUAGUAGUUCUCAUCUGUGCAGAACCUUUUAUUUCAUGUGGCCAUCACACCCCCCCUAGCUCCAUGUGGCUCGUCUACGCCUUCUUUCUCAUUUAAGUAAGAACUUGGGAAACCAGCGCCCUGCUCUCCUCUUGAUGUAGAAUCACAUAGAUUAACGUUUUGAGCUGCUGUUUCUUAAUUCAUAUUGGGGAAUGUACAAGAAAAUCUUACAGCCAUACAACACAAUACAAAUAGUCCAUUAUAUAAUGGAAAAAACCCUGUAUUUCAAGGUAGAGUACUCUAUGAAUGAAAUACCGAUUUUUCAUAGCAGAUAUGCUCUUUUCUGAAAUAUAAAUCAUGUGCACUACAUUGAAAUACACUCUAGUGUAUUGUGAAAUGCAUACAUUAAUUGCUGAAUCUAUAACACUGAAUAUGUAUAUACAUCACACCCAAGAUAUUUAUACAAUAUGUCUUAGAUGUAUAACAUAAUGAAUUCUGUACAAAAUAAACUGUAAGUUAAGACAAUGAAAGAGAACUUUUAUAUCUGUGUAAUUUGUACACUGAUUAAGUUAUUCAAGCCUCAGUUUUCAUCUUUAAAUGUGCCAUUUAAAAAAAAUACUUAUUUUCUAUAGACAGAUGUCUGAAAUAAAGACUUCACUCUUCAGAAAAGAAGCAACUGAAAGACUGUGAAAGAAACAGAUUCUACUGGAGUAAUAAACAUAAUGUUCAUGUGAUAUUUUUUUAAAACUGACUAAACCAUUUUGCAUUUAUACUGGUCAGGGUGAUCUGCUGGUUGGGUUGAGGGUGAUGUGCCCGUGGAGGGUGAACAGUAAAUCAGCAGAAUCACCAGCGUAUGGGUUGCUCAUGUGCCUCUUUGCUGAAAGCAACACAAAUUACUGGAUUAUAUAAUUCUUCCCCGUAAACAGUGCUCCAGCCCUCUCUUCCUGCAGGGACUCAUCCUUUCCCAGCACCAAGCAUAAAGAACAGAACAGAUGAACACAUUAAAUGACCAUUGCCUUGCAAAGAAGAGUAGAGAGGUAUGUUUGGAUUUAAAGGAAAAGGUAACAACCUGUCCCUUUAGCUCUUCAGUGUGAAUCAUCGCUGGUCACAUUUUUGAUUCAGUGUUCUGAAUUUCCUUACAUUCCCAUUAGAAUCAAAGUCUCAAAAUUAUUGUAGCCACUGACACCUCACCACAAGAGCUACAGGAAAGUAGCUUGCUAAUGCCAAAACAGGAAAUUGAGCCUCAGUUUUUAGCUUUUCCUCAAAGGUCUUGGAGAUGGUGGCAGAACCAGAAACACAGACUCUCCUGAAACCUCCCGGGGUAAUGGGGACUCCCACAGACAACACAGUACUGGACAUCAGCUCAGGAGGUGCCUCCAUCGUCUUUUUGCUGUUUUCAGCUGGACCACGUUUGGGAUCUGACCAUACGAACUCACUGCAAAGGUAUGGGCUGCCUUUGUACUAAUGGAAGCCAUUUAACAUCACCCGAAUGAUUUAAUGAUCGCUACUGUAAUUUCUAAUGUAUUGAAACGCAUUUUUAUAUAAAGUCAACUGGAUGAAUGGCACGAAAACUGUGAUUUAGGAAGUGCCUCAGAGAACCUAAACUUUAAUGUGCUUUGGGCACAAAUUCCAGUCAGUCACCACUUCAUAUUCUCAACAGUAAAAUAAGAAACAUUUUUUGUAAAUGACACUUUUUUUUGUCCUGGUAGUUAUAUUUGGUCCCUAUUUGACCAUUACUAUGACACCCUUCCCCUUAGCAGCAUCUUUCUAAAGAGAUGCCAGUGGAUCUAUUCACGCUGCAGUGCUCUAUUCAGGGUAACUAAAGGUAUUGCAACUUUUACAGGAAAAUAGUCUUUACAGUUAUAUUUUACACACACACACUCUCACACUCUACUGUUCAAAACAAUUACCAUAGGUGUAAAUUUUAACUACCAAUGUGUGCACACUAUGUAACCAAAAAAAUUACCUGCAUUCAUUUAUGGAAAAAAAUAGCCCAAUAAAUAAAACUUUUUUAUUUUUCCUUCCAAAAAGUGAGCCUGAGGCAGACAAAAGGCCUGCAUUGUGAUGUUUGUCACAAAUUAAAUAGGCCAAAUCCUGAAGGCUGUCUCAGUUGAAACUGCCCCCGCUCUUGUUAGGAGCUGGACUGAGACAGGACCAGAGCCAGACAAUUACCAGUCAGGUCUGCAGCAGGAAAGGUUGGAUACGUCCUCGUAUUACACCAACCUGGACCCUGCUGUUUCCAAUCAGUAGCACCUCCGGCUGCUCGCAAACGGAGCGAGUGAUGGUGUUUAGAGUGUACAUAAAUGGCAACGCAUUGUCUUAUGUAUUCAUGAAGGUUAAGAGAUUUUCUUCAGUUAAAACAGAGCCAGUGUGCAAAAUUAGCUAUUAAUUCUGCAUCCUCCCAAUGUAGUUCUUGUAGCAUAACUUUUUUUUUUUUUUUCCUAUUGCAGUGAUCCAUGUGGCCAGUGUCUGCAAAAGUUUGGUUACUGAGGGAAUAAAAUAGAGCUGUUUAAUUGAAAGAGGCAGCUAAUUUAAGAAAGUAAAACAAAGUGGAUGAUGGUUUUAGACCUGUGCUGAGAAUCCUAAAGUGUAUAAUAGUGUUACUUGCUUCCAGAAACAUAUAUAUCAACGUAAGGAUUUAUAAACCAAUGCAGAUGACAACUUGUAUCAUUCCUUCUGAUAAUCUUGGAUUAGUCCAUUUAAAAAUCAAUGGGAUCUGAUGAUAUUAAGUAAGGAGCUCAAGGUUUAGUGGAAAUGAACAAUGCAUGUUUUUAAUCCUCCGAUUUAAAACUGUGGUAGGCAGAGAAGGAUACACUCUCCUAUGCCAUAGUAUUAUCUGUAGGAAUUUUUUUUUUUUUUAUCAGUAGGAUUUAAAAAUGAAAAAUCAUUGACUACGUGAACAAAAUUCUGAUCUCACUGAAAGCUAUGACUAUUACAAAGCAUUAAUUUUUAACUAGAUCUAUCUAUACUAUACUUAAAAUUCACAUAUUCAUUACAAAGAAUGAUGCCAUUUUCCAAUAUAUUUACACUGAAAUCUUUCCCAUUAGUUAUUUCCUGUGCUCAAACAGCACACUACCAAGCGUUACAGUACGCUGAGUAGGAUAUAAUCCUGGUCCCACUGGAAUCACGAUUUUAAAUAUGAGCAGGAUUUCCUGGUGUUCUGGGUACCACUGCUGGCCAAACCAAAGCCCACAGCAGUUGUACUGGCCAAUGUCUGACCCUAGCCGCUGGCAAAGGGAGCACAUGUAAAUCCCAAUACUUAACAAUAUUACAAAAUUCUCCUGCUUAUUGUUCCAGACUCCCUUUUUUCUGAGUACACGUGCCAGUGGAAUUUAUAGUGUCUGUAUUUUCAAGUGUAUGUACUUUCUUCAUAAAGUGAAACUAAUACUUUGUAGAAUGGAUUUUUGUAUGAGUUCAGGUUUUGCUUCUCAAGAUGCUUCUAGCUUAAAGCAGAAAAAAGUUCAUUAAAAUGCAUACCCAUUCUUGAGAAGGGAUCCAUACACUAUGCACCCAAUAUUGAUCAAGAUAUCAGAUGAAAUACACAGUCUGGGCACAGGUCUAGUGUGGCUUAACAUCAGCCCUCACAUAAGAAUUGAAAUUUGCUCUAUAGUUGAAGUUCGUGGUCUAUAAUUGUUGCAGUGAUUCUCUCAUAACAGAAAAUGUCACCUAUCACGAAAAGUCCUUAAAAAAGUGAAGCACAAGUUAAUUACAUCUUCUUUAAAAAGAAUAAACAAACAGAAACACAGAAAUCCCAUAAUGAAAGCUUAACCUGUCUGAAAAAGCACAAGGUGGCAUUAUUGUCCAUUAUGAAUUAGCAAUUUAUUAAAAUAUUCAAAAAGUUGUAACAUAUAUAAACAGAUGCCACUUACUAUACUGCAGGCUAUAAAUCAACCUUUCUCUUGAGGUAAAAUAUUCCUCCUUCCACGGAAAGUUAAUUUUGACAAGGUACUUCAUUUUAUUUCCAAUAGCUAGAUUAAGAGUGUGUUUUAUUUUCACAAUUUAAUUCAAUUUUGGCAUACAGUGAAUGGUCAGAGCCAAAACCCAAACUAAGGCAAACUAAGUAAAGCCACCUAGUUAGCGCAAGGAAAAAAAACUAUAGAAGGGAAUUCUUUGUUCAAUCAUCGUUAAGCCUUUGUUAAUGUUUCUCCCUGGUUUGUACAAACUGGGUGUAGGUAUCUCUUUUAAUCCCAGAUACAUUAAAUAAAACAUGUUUAUACCACUUACACUAUGCUAUGUAUGCAGGUAGCAUACAGGCAUACGUAUGGCGUCAUUACUAAUAUCUGCCUGAUAGCACUAAAUUGGCCAAUUUAAAUGAAAAUGUUGUGGGAUCUUUCUUUGUAAAUCUCAAUCACUUGUUCACUUCCAAAAGCCUGAUUUACAAACACAGGUUACAAGAAUCUCUUUUUCUGGGGCAGUUUAGCAAAGACUGAAGAGUUCGGAUCCCCCCCUGCUCUACUGUAAGCACAAAAGGCCGUCUUCUGCAGUUGUUUUUCACUGAAGAGUAAGGACACAUUGGUACUGCUACCGCCCCCCCACCUUCCAGAAGUCUGCCUACAAGAAGAAGAGAAGGGGCUUAUACUGAUGUUAUUUCAGUGCCCUGAAGGUUCCUGUGUGUGACGCAAAAAUGGCAAUGGCUGAUGCAGUCUAGCUCUGUUACACAGGAAGUUACUGAAGGGACAUUUUGAAAACACAAACAGCACUCACACGAAGCUCUGACAAAGUGCGGCUUCAGUGGAAAAAAAAAAAAAUCUAACCUGAGAAAUGCUACGUUGGCUCACAAUAAUGGCCAGCUAACACCGACAUGAACUCUAUAACCUCAACGAGAUGGUUCAGCAAAUGUCAAGAAAACCUACAGCGUGGAUUUGUGCAAUAACAUCUCUGUGAGACCAAUGUGGGAAAAAAGUUUUCAGCCAAUGCUAGAUAAAUACAGGCUGUGUUUCAAUACAGUAAAUGCUGUUACUUUUCUAAAACUGCUCCAUAAUGUAAAAGCAUGGAGGUAUAUACACUUGUUUAGG
This is a messenger RNA of Chroicocephalus ridibundus (black-headed gull), 12402 nucleotides long. It is a transcript of the gene TMEM132B, whose product is annotated as transmembrane protein 132B. The transcript is spliced from 9 exons. The coding region runs from base 213 to 3476 and encodes 1087 amino acids. NCBI's taxonomy places the organism in Eukaryota, Metazoa, Chordata, Aves, Charadriiformes, Laridae. The record is from RefSeq and is a predicted model, not a curated record.